Molecule: messenger RNA, 759 nt
Organism: Oikopleura dioica
Lineage: Eukaryota; Metazoa; Chordata; Appendicularia; Copelata; Oikopleuridae
Source: the annotation of a GenBank genome assembly
AUGGAACGUCAAGGCGCCAGAUACUUCAUAAGGAUGCUCGAACUCUUCUGCGAAAAGUAUGAUCUGGUACUUCCGAAUAACCGCCUCACAGAGCUGAUAGACAUUUCCAACGAGAUCGUAAGAGCAUUUGGGGAUAAUAGAUACGACCCAGAUGACGCUAUCGAAUCUUCCUUAGAACUGCUCGAAUCCUGGUCAAGUGCGCUCUCGUCCCAGCGAAAGAAGCUCCGUCAGCGACUCGUUGAUUUUCAAGACGCUGUUCUGAUCAAUGAUUUCGACGAGUUUGUUGAUAACUUCAACGUUCCGGCGAGAGUCACCGUGGAUGCAUUUGAAGAGCCAGAACCGUCAAUCGAUUUUGCAUCCCGACCAAGCGAUGACGAGGUCGCGCAAAACUUCCACCAAGCUCUUAACAAAGACAUUUUCGACAAAGAAGAGCUCCAAGAGAAGAUCUUGACCGAAGCCGAAGCCGGCCCUUGGACUGAAGUAACAAGACGCAAGAAUAAGCCAGUGAAACGUGCUCCCAUCAGAAUAACUCCCGAUGAGCAGCUGGCGAAUCUCUUUCCCGAACACUCCAAGGCCGUAAUUGACAUGGCUCUUAUCGAGUGCGGGACUGUAGAUGAAGCGGCAAUCUAUCUCAUGAACGUGCAACCAGACAAAGCCCAGAAGAAGAAGCACUCAUUCUCCCGUUCUUUGGAGAAGCUCGAGACUCAACUAUCUCGAUCACCUUUCGUCGAGCGAGAACUUCGAUCUCACAUUCCCUGA